AUGUUAUCUAUAAAUCGGUCAGCAAUACUUGGGUCCAUCCCGGGCACCAAUCAACUGCGGGCCUCCCGAAACGAUGACAGGAUUGACCGCCUUAACCACGUGUACACUACCGUCCUCCUGGUUGUGUUUGCCGUCGUCGGCAGCACCACCCAGUUUGCGGGUCACCCAAUCCACUGUUGGCAUCCUCCGGAGUUCGAAGAGAUGGAAUGGUACGAAAGCUACAUCGACAACUAUUGCUGUAGAACGUUCCUUUGUGGAUUUCAGACUUACCAGCCGUGGAAACAGAGCCCAAGGUUUCCCCUGGUCACGUUUUGUGAUUUUGAAAUCCGACAACUACAGAACAUUCAACGCUGGACAUUGCAGUGCGUUCUUCCCAUUAACCUUUUCAAUGAGAAGGUGUUCAUCUUUCUGUGGUUCUUGCUGUUCCUGAUGGUCAUAUUGUCCAUCUACAACCUCGUCAGCUGGUGUUACAUCGUCAUGCUGAAGAGGCACCGCUACCAGUACGUGAAAAAGUACCUGACGAUAACAAACCGAAUACAGGGCGACUUUGACGACAAGUUGUGA
Mya arenaria is the source of this 564-nucleotide messenger RNA. RefSeq names its product innexin-3-like. The record is from RefSeq and is a predicted model, not a curated record. NCBI's taxonomy places the organism in Eukaryota, Metazoa, Mollusca, Bivalvia, Myida, Myidae. The transcript has 2 exons. The coding region runs from base 1 to 564 and encodes 187 amino acids.